This is a messenger RNA of Emys orbicularis (European pond turtle), 2577 nucleotides long. It is a transcript of the gene SLITRK2, whose product is annotated as SLIT and NTRK like family member 2. The transcript has a single exon. Gene Ontology annotation, biological process: axonogenesis; positive regulation of synapse assembly; regulation of presynapse assembly. Gene Ontology annotation, molecular function: protein binding. Bases 1 to 2577 code for a protein of 858 amino acids. The record is from RefSeq and is a predicted model, not a curated record. Gene Ontology annotation, cellular component: membrane; glutamatergic synapse. Lineage: Eukaryota; Metazoa; Chordata; Testudines; Emydidae.
AUGCUGAAGGGGGUCUGGUUGCUCAGUGUGUUGACAGUGGCUGGGAUCUCGCCCACGACGGAGAGCCGCAAGCCCGCCAAAGACAUUUGCAGCCGGAGUCGCUGCCCCUGCGAGGAGAAGGAGAACGUGCUGAACAUCAACUGCGAAAACAAAGGCUUCACCACCGUCAGCCUGCUGCAGCCGCCCCCCUCCAAGAUCUACCAGCUCUUCCUCAGCGGCAACGCCCUCACCCGCCUGCACCCCAAUGAGUUCGUCAACUAUUCCAACGCCGUGACCCUGCACCUGGGCAACAACGACAUGCAGGAGAUCCGCACCGGGGCCUUCAGUGGCCUGCGGACCCUCAAGAGACUGCACCUCAACAAUAACAGGCUGGAGGUGCUACGGGAGGACACCUUCCUGGGCCUGGAGAGCCUGGAAUACCUGCAGGCCGAUUACAACUACAUCAGCGCCAUCGAAGCCGGGGCCUUCAGCCAGCUCAACAAACUGAAAGUGCUCAUCCUCAACGACAACCUCCUGCUGUCCCUGCCCAGCAACGUCUUCCGCUUCGUCCUGCUCACCCACCUGGACCUGAGGGGGAACAGGCUGAAGAUGUUGCCGUUUGCCGGCGUCCUGGAGCACAUUGGUGGGAUCAUGGAGAUCCAGCUGGAGGAGAACCCUUGGAACUGCACCUGUGACCUGCUCCCCCUCAAAGCCUGGUUGGACACCAUCACCGUCUUUGUCGGGGAGAUCGUCUGCGAGACGCCCUUCCGGCUGCAUGGGAAGGACGUGACCCAGCUCACCCGGCAAGACCUCUGCCCUCGGAAAAGUUCCAGUGACUCUCACCAGAGGGAAAAGCACCCUUCCCACUCAGACACGCACAUCCAGAGGCUCUCACCCACGGCCAACCCUGCCAUCAGCCCCACCAGAGCCCCAAAAGCCAGUCGGCCACCCAAAACGAGGAACCGUCCAACGCCUCGGGUCACAGUGUCAAAAGACAGGCAAAUUUUCGGGCCUAUCAUGGUUUACCAGACCAAGUCCCCCGUGCCCAUCACCUGCCCAAGUGGCUGUGUCUGCACUUCGCAAAGCUCUGACAAUGGUCUAAAUGUGAACUGCCAAGAGAAAAAGAUCAGUAACAUCUCAGAUCUCCACCCCAAACCCACCAGUCCAAAGAAACUUUACCUUACAAGUAACUAUCUACAGGUUGUUUAUAAAACCGAUCUCCUUGAAUACAGCUCUCUGGAUUUGUUACAUUUAGGAAACAACAGGAUUGCAGUGAUACAGGAAGGUGCCUUUACAAACCUCACCAGUUUACGCAGACUUUAUCUCAAUGGCAAUUACCUUGAAAUUCUGUACCCUUCUAUGUUCAAUGGACUGCAGAGCUUGCAGUAUCUCUACUUAGAGUAUAAUGUCAUUAAGGAAAUCCUGCCACGCACCUUUGAUGCUCUGAGUAACCUUCAUCUAUUAUUUCUGAACAACAACUUGCUGAGGUCUUUGCCUGAUAAUGUGUUUGGUGGUACUUCCCUCACGAGGCUCAAUCUGAGGAACAACCACUUCUCACACUUGCCUGUGAGAGGAGUCCUCAACCAGCUCUCGGCUUUAAUUCAGAUAGACCUCCAAGAAAAUCCUUGGGAUUGCACGUGUGACAUAAUGGGGCUCAGGAACUGGAUAGAGCAUGUCACUGAGCAGAACAAUCAGCAGUCAAGUCCCCCUGUAGUUAUCAAUGAAGUCAUAUGCGAGUCUCCAGCUAAGCACUCAGGAGAACAUCUGAAAUUCCUGAGCAAAGAGGCCAUCUGUCCAGAGAACCCUAACUUGUCAGAUUCUACUCUCUUCUCUAUGAGUCAUAACACAGACACACCACAGUCCCUCAGCAUCUCGCCCAGCUCCUAUCCAGAAAUACACACAGAAGUUCCACUCUCUGUCUUAAUUUUAGGCUUGCUGGUUGUGUUUAUCUUGUCUGUCUGUUUUGGGGCAGGCUUGUUUGUCUUUGUUCUGAAACGCCGAAAGGGAGUGCCAAGCGUGCCCAACAGCGCAAACAACUUAGACAUAGGUUCAUUUCAGCUGCAGUAUGGGUCUUACAACAUGGAGAGCCAUGAUAAAACUGAAGGGCAUGUUUAUAACUACAUCCCCCCUCCUGUCGGGCAGAUGUGCCAAAACCCAAUAUACAUGCAGAAGGAAGGGGAUCCGGUUGCGUACUACAGGAAUCUCCAUGAGUUUAGCUAUAGCAAUCUUGACCACAAAAAGGAAGACUCAGCCAGUCUUGCAUUUACAAUCAGUGCCGCUGAAUUGCUGGAAAAGCAGUCCUCGCCAAGGGAACCAGAGCUGCUGUAUCAAAACAUUGCAGAGAGGGUCAAGGAACUCCCCAGUGGAGGGGUUGUUCAUUAUAACUUUUGCACCUUACCCAAAAGGCAGUUUGCUCCUUCCUAUGAAUCCAGACGCCAAAACCAGGACAGGAUAAAUAAGACUGUUUUGUAUGGAACUCCCAGGAAAUAUUUUGCAGAACAGUCUAAACCUGAGCACCCUUUGCUGCAAGGAAAGCUACAAACAGAACCAGACUACCUCGAAGUUCUGGAAAAACAAACUGCAAUUAGUCAGCUGUGA